CCGCUCGGCACUCGGCAGUCCGCAGCCCUCGGAACGCGAGGAGAGGCGCCUGCAGGUCGCGCUGCCUCGCAGCCUCGGCAGGUUCUGCUGGAGACUGACAUUUGGCUUCAAUGUGAAAUGAAAGUUGAAAAUUGCUUCUAUAUGUAUGUUGCUGUCAGAAUGUUUAGUCAUUUAUGAUCAUGUAUAAAAAGGGAAGUUCUGUUCUAGAGCUCCAACUACAACACAAAUAAGUGCUCAUCCUCAAUGUCAAGCACCUCUCCUUUCUGCUGGAGUGAAAGUCCUCUCCAGACACCAACAAAACAUCAGCUACAGAAAAUGCUUUGUGUUUUAAGGAUGUCAACAACCUAAGUUCAUGCACCCUCUCUGUACAAUAGUUGUGGAUGGUUUGCCAUCUGAAAGCUCCUCAAGUUCUUAUCCAGACCUGGUGUCUGUUUCUGACAUGUCUCUGCUUCAUGCAUUGGGCCCAGUGCAGACCUGGCUGGGACAAGAGCUAGAGAAAUGUGGCAUUGAUGCCAUGAUUUACACUCGCUAUGUUCUCAGUCUUCUGCUUCAUGACAGCUAUGACUACGACCUGCAGGAACAGGAGAAUGACAUCUUCCUUGGCUGGGAAAAAGGAGCCUAUAAGAAAUGGGGAAAAAGUAAGAAAAAGUGUUCAGAUCUAACUCUUGAAGAAAUGAAAAAACAGGCUGCUGUCCAGUGUCUUCGUUCUGCUUCUGAUGAAAGUUCUGGGAUCGAGACUUUGGUGGAGGAACUCUGCUGCAGACUGAAAGACCUGCAGAGUGAGCAAGAAGAGAAGAUUCACAAAAAGUUUGAGGGGUCUCCCUCUCCAGAGGCAGAAUUGUCCCCUACAGCAAAGGAUCAAGUGGAAAUGUACUAUGAAGCAUUUCCACCACUUUCAGAGAAACCAGUUUGCCUGCAAGAGAUCAUGACCGUCUGGAACAAGUCCAAAGCCUGUUCUUAUUCUAGUUCCUCUUCAUCAUCCACAGCACCCCCAGUGAGCACAGACACAUCUUCCCCGAAAGACUGCAAUAGUGAAAGUGAAGUCAUCAAGGAAAGGAGCGUGGAAACAUCCAUCAAUGUGCUUGAGAAAAGCCAGAGCAGAAGCAGACACGAAAAGGAGAACAAGUUGAGUAAUGGCACCAUCGAAGAAAAACCUGCCAUCUACAAAAAGCAAAUCCGACAUAAGUCUGAAGGGAAGACUCGCCCUCGGUCUUGGUCUUCUGGCUCUAGUGAAGCAGGCUCAAGUUCAAGUGGUAAUCAGGGAGAAUUAAAAGUAUCCAUGAAAUAUGUUAAAGUCAGACAUAAAGCACGAGAAAUUCGAAACAAAAAAGGGCGGAAUGGGCAAAACAGGCUGUCACUGAAGCACAGUGAGAAGGCAGAGAGAAGUGUCUAUGCAGGCAGCAGUAGCAGCAGCAGCAGUGGCAAUGGGUCAUUCAGGCAGCUGUGCAAGCGGGGUAAAAGACCAGCAAAAGAGACAGGGAGAAAAGAUCCUGGGUGCUCUACAGGAAAAGACCUGUAUGUGGAGAGCAGAAACAACAAAGAGUACAAAGAGGAGCCAUUAUGGUACACUGAACCCAUUGCUGAAUAUUUUGUUCCUUUGAGCAGAAAAAGCAAACUAGAGACCACAUACCGAAACAGACAGGACACAAGUGCUCUGACCUCAGAGGCAGUAGAAGACUUGUCUGAAUCAGUGCAUGGUCUUUGUAUCAGCAACAGUAAUAUCCAUAAAACAUACCUCGCAGCAGGUACUUUCAUUGAUGGUCAUUUUGUAGAAAUGCCUGCAGUUAUAAAUGAGGAUAUUGACCUCACUGGGACCUCAUUAUGUUCUCUACCAGAGGACAAUAAAUACCUAGAUGAUAUUCAUCUAUCAGAAUUAACGCACUUCUAUGAAGUGGAUAUUGAUCAAUCCAUGUUGGAUCCUGGUGCCUCAGAAACAAUGCAAGGAGAAAGUCGAAUUUUGAAUAUGAUUCGACAAAAAAGCAAAGAGAAUGCAGAUUUUGAGGCAGAAUGUUGCAUAGUGUUAGAUGGUAUGGAAUUGCAAGGGGAACGUGCAAUAUGGACAGAUUCUACCAGCUCUGUGGGUGCUGAGGGCUUCUUCCUACAAGACCUUGGCAACCUGGCUCAGUUUUGGGAGUGUUGUUCAUCCAGCUCUGGUGAUGCUGAUGGAGAGAGUUUUGGAGGAGACUCUCCAAUAAGACUCUCUCCAAUCUUGGACAGCACAAUGCUCAAUUCACACUUGCUUGCUGGCAAUCAAGAGCUCUUUUCAGAUAUUAAUGAAGGAUCUGGUAUAAACUCUUGUUUUUCAGUGUUUGAAGUGCAAUGUAGUAAUUCUGUUUUACCAUUUUCUUUUGAAACACUCAACUUGGGAAGUGAAAAUACAGAUUCUAGUGCUAAUAUACUUGGGAAAACACAGUCUAGAUUGCUAAUAUGGACCAAAAAUAGUGCCUUUGAAGAAAAUGAACAUUGUUCUAAUCUUUCAACAAGAACUUGUAGUCCGUGGUCCCAUUCAGAAGAAACACGUUCAGACAACGAGACAUUAAACAUUCAGUUUGAAGAACCGACACAGUUUAAUGCAGAAGAUAUUAAUUAUGUAGUUCCUAGAGUCUCAUCAAAUUAUGUAGAUGAAGAACUUCUAGAUUUUUUGCAAGAUGAAACUUGCCAGCAAAACAGUAGGACUUUAGGAGAAAUUCCUACAUUAGUUUUCAAAAAAAGAUCUAAGCUAGAAUCUGUCUGUGGUAUUCAACUAGAACAAAAAACAUUAAACAAAAGCUUUGAAACUACACAAGCAUGUAGUGAAAGCAGUCCACAUGGAGAUAGCUACAGCUCAGGGGUUAUUAAAGACAUUUGGACAAAGAUGGCAGAUAGACAUUCUACAGCUACAGUAGAACUAGAAAGAACUGAUGAUGAGUUGUUUUCAACAGAUGUGAAUAAUUACUGCUGCUGCUUGGAUGCUGAAGCUAAAAUGGAGUCCCUUCAGGAGCCAAGUAGGGCUGUGCAGAGAUCAGAGUAUCAUCUCUGGGAGGGACAGAAGAAGAACCCAGAAAAAAGAACAUUUGUCUCUAGUGAGCUGUCAAAGGUGGAUGGUGGUGAUUAUACCACACCCUCUAAACCUUGGGGUGUGGCCCAAGAUAAAGAGAAUGCAUUCAUUCUUGGAGGAGUUUAUGGAGAACUUAAAACCUUCAACAGUGAUGGGGAAUGGGCAGUUGUACCACCUAGUCACACAAAAGGAAGUUUGUUGCAGUGUGCAGCCUCUGAUGUUGUGACAAUAGCUGGUACGGAUGUCUUUAUGACCCCAGGAAACAGCUUUGCUCCUGGGCACAGGCAGUUAUGGAAACCCUUUGUGUCAUUUGAACAAAAUGAUCUGCCGAAGAGUGGGGAAAAUGGAUUAAAUAAAGGAUUUUCUUUUAUCUUCCAUGAAGACUUGCUAGGAGCUUGUAGUAACUUUCAAGUUGAAGAUCCUGGGCUUGAAUAUUCGUUCUCUUCCUUUGACCUAAACAAUCCAUUUUCACAAGUUCUUCAUGUAGAAUGUUCAUUUGAACCCGAAGGGAUUGCAUCUUUCAGCCCCAGUUUUAAGCCGAAAUCAAUUCUCUGCUCUGAUUCAGACAGUGAGAUUUUUCACCCCAGGAUAUGUGGUGUUGACAGAACACAAUACAGGGCUAUUCGGAUCUCUCCCCGGACUCACUUUCGCCCAAUUUCUGCAUCUGAACUGUCCCCUGGAGGAGGAAGUGAGUCGGAAUUGGAAUCUGAGAAAGAUGAAGCAAAUAUUCCCAUUCCUUCUCAGGUUGAUGUAUUUGAAGAUUCACAGGCAGAUCUCAAGCCUCUGGAAGAAGAUGCAGAGAAAGAAGGCCACUACUAUGGGAAGUCAGAGCUUGAGUCUGGGAAGUUCCUUCCCAGAUUAAAAAAAUCUGGGAUGGAGAAGAGUGCUCAGACAUCACUGGAUUCCCAGGAAGAGGCAACUGGGAUUCUGCCCAUCAGAAAGCAAAAUCAGUGUUUGGAAUGUAGCAUGAAUGAAUCUCUGGAAAUAAAUUUAGAAAGUUCAGAAGCAAAUUGUAAAAUCAUGGCACAAUGUGAGGAAGAAACUAAUAAUUUUUGUAGUUGCAAAGCAGGUUGUCAGUUCCCUGCUUGUGAAGAUAAUCCAGUUUCUUCAGAACAACUGGAAAAGUUUCCUGUACUGAACACUGAUGUACAAGAAAUGAAUAGAAAUCAAGAAAAACAGACCUGGUGGGAAAAAGCCUUAUACUCUCCUCUUUUUCCUGCAUCAGAGUGUGAAGAAUGUUAUACAAAUGCCAAGGGAGAGAAUGAUAUAGAAGAAUAUCCAGAUGCUAAAGAAAUACCCUGUAAUGAAGAGCGUCUGUUAAAUUUUAAUAGGGUGUCUUCUGUCUAUGAAGCAAGAUGCGCAGGAGAGAGAGGCUCUGGUGUCAAACCAAACAGCCUCCCCAGGAAGAUGUGCUCCAGCACCAGCUCUGACUCAGGCGACACAGGCCCUGAAGAUGGCAGCGAGUGGGUGGGCCCCAGCGGAGAGGAGCUGUUCUCCCGAACGCAUCUUUGACCCUGCAGAAUAGUAACAAUCUUUUUUAAAAUGCUGUGUGAAGGGAAGUUGCCUUCUGUAAGGCCUGUUAGUCUGAAGCAGCAACUUAGGUUUCUUCUUGGAUUAACUGAUUCACAUCAGUGAUUACCUUUCUCUUCUUGCUUAUUUUAGCAUUGAGGACAGCUGUCCUGUUGAAGAUGUGUUUCCAAGCUGUUAAGUUCUUGCUAUCUGAAGUAGACUAGACUGUGCUGUCCAGUGAAGAAUGAGUGUGCAUGUGCUUGUCCUAGUAGUGUCCCCGCUUCUGCAUCGCAGCUGCAGGCCCUCUCCCUCUUGUGGUGGCUGCGUCGCCAUCACCUUGUCAGUACUGCAGCACGACAGCCACUACAGCUGUCCAGAGACUCUAGCUUUGUUCUCUGAGAGCCAGGAGAUAAAUCCUUCCCUGCAGUGUGUUGGGGCCUUUAUGAAGGUAGGAGGGAAGCAUGGUGACUCAUCUGCAAUUUCAUUCAGCAAAAUCUUAUGUACAUUUGAUAUAGAAACCACAAGAGUGUGCUUUUAGAGACUUACAAAAUACUGUGUUUUCUUUCUUAGGAUUUAACCUGAAGUAUCAUGGAUGAUACUGUGGUUUGUGAAUUUCUUGCUAACUGAAGAAGCCAAGGAUUUGAGGCAUGGGGUAGUAAGAUGAGGAAGAGUGGGGUAAGCAUGCCCACUCUACCCAGCCAGCUUUGAUACUGUGGUGCAGUCAUACAAAUGCCAGCCAGGGUUUUCUAUGCUAGAUCUUCACAUGAUUGAGGACCUUGGUUGCCAGUUGUAAUACUUUGGUGACUUCAUUGAACUGAGGUCUCCAAACUUGAACUUAAAAAAUUUGACAUGCAAUAAGGCCACCUCAUCACCCCAAAGAAAUCUUUGGCUACUGCAGCUAGCUGCUCUGUGGCUGUGAUGUAGUAUAGCUUAUAUCUCAUUCUAUGUUUGAGAGAAUGUUCUGGGCAAGUUCUGUGUGUGGUGGGCUGGGGUAGGUAGAGUAAUUUUCCACAUACCUGUGUGAUUGCUUUCUGAUCAUUGCUUCAUAUGAUUGGUGAGCCCAGACCCUCUGCGUGUCUCACACAUUUGCAUCUAAACAUGCUGAUCACCUCCGCAACUCGCACAACAGUGUGUAACAGGUUGAAGCUAAGAGGGCUAAUAUGUGCAAAGCCUAAACCUUCUAAAUUAUCCUUUUUAACCAACUUGUCUUAAAAAUACCUAAUCUGUGACAUCAGUUUAGCAUGUUCAUGAUGUCAGGGAUGAUGGAGAAGUCUGUCAUGGCUAAGACAGCCUCAUCACUAAGUUCAGCAGAGGAGCAUAUGGAUGGUUUUUUAGCUGGGAGCUGAAUUCUGUGAGGUACCUUGCUUGGAGCAGUCAUUGAGGAUCUGUAUGUCCUCACCAUGGGAAGCCUGGCAUGCUUGUUGAGGGUGAUCUCACCACUGUAGGGUUUGUUUUAUACAGCAUAUCUUUUGACACUUUACAGUGGGUUUGUAUGUGUGUAUGUGUGCGUGUGUGCAUGUGUAAAGUUUUAUGUUCUUAUUUAUUUACAGACAUCAGAUAAAUUUUUAUGUAUUUUUCUUUCUUCUGGAGCUUCCUAAAAUUGAUUAGUAUCUGCACUGAAACAUAACUUAUCAUCAAAGGCAAGAAAGGACUAGAAGUUUUAAACUCCUAAUCAAUGAUGAUUAUCCUAGAGAUCCUUGUUUAUAUAGCAGAAACCAAAUGGAUUUCAGAUGUAGCUAUGAGCUCAAUUGACUUGGAUAGCUGCUGCUCAUCAGGGAAGAGCUCCAGUGGCAAAGGUGCCAACUUCCUCAACAUGGAGGUGAGGUCCUCCACAGAUGAGGAUGGGAUGAUCAUAGACAGCAAAGGAAUUGACAAGAUUCUGUAUUGAUUUGUUCUCAUAGUUAAGUGGCUGAUGCUUAGAGACUUUCAGCACAGAGUUGAAAGUGUGGUUUUAGUUUUGUGAAUGGAUGAUCACAAAAAGCAUUAAAAAAAAAAAAGUUGGCAAACGCUGAAGCGCACUGAGGUAUGAAGCGU
Jaculus jaculus (lesser Egyptian jerboa) is the source of this 6580-nucleotide messenger RNA. RefSeq names its product KIAA0232 ortholog. The coding region runs from base 353 to 4549 and encodes 1398 amino acids. The transcript has 9 exons. The record is from RefSeq and is a predicted model, not a curated record. Lineage: Eukaryota; Metazoa; Chordata; Mammalia; Rodentia; Dipodidae.